Calidris pugnax (ruff) is the source of this 2076-nucleotide messenger RNA. RefSeq names its product TGF-beta activated kinase 1/MAP3K7 binding protein 1 (gene TAB1). The coding region runs from base 55 to 1563 and encodes 502 amino acids. Gene Ontology annotation, biological process: protein dephosphorylation. Gene Ontology annotation, cellular component: cytosol. The transcript is spliced from 11 exons. Gene Ontology annotation, molecular function: protein serine/threonine phosphatase activity. NCBI's taxonomy places the organism in Eukaryota, Metazoa, Chordata, Aves, Charadriiformes, Scolopacidae. The record is from RefSeq and is a predicted model, not a curated record.
UGGCGGAAUAGGGCGGGGCGGGGGGAACGGGGAGGAGGUCGCUCCUGCUCCAAGAUGGCGGCGCAGAGGAGGAGUCUGCUGCAGAGUGAACAGCAGCCCAGUUGGACAGAUGACUUGCCAUCCUGCCACCUCUCUGGGGUGGGCUCAGCUCCAAACCGUUCCUACAGUGCAGAUGGCAAGGGGACAGAGGGUCACCCCUUGGAAGAUAACUGGUUAAAAUUCAGGAGUGAGAACAACUGCUACCUCUAUGGUGUCUUCAAUGGCUAUGAUGGCAACCGAGUCACCAACUUUGUGGGUCAGAGGCUUUCUGCAGAACUGCUGCUGGGCCAGCUACACGCAGAUCACAGCGAUGCUGAUGUGCGUCGAGUUCUGCUGCAGGCUUUUGAUGUGGUAGAAAGAAGUUUCCUGGAGUCCAUUGAUGAUGCCUUGGCAGAGAAGGCCAGCCUGCAGUCCCAGCUACCAGAGGGUGUCCCUCACCACCAGCUGCCACCUCAGUACCAGAAGAUUGUGGAGAGAUUGAAGGCUGUAGAGCAGGAGAUCUCUGGAGGAGCCAUGGCUAUUGUGGCUGUUGUUCUCAACAACAAGCUCUAUAUCGCCAAUGUGGGUACCAAUCGGGCACUGUUGUGCAAGUCCACGGUGGAUGGGCUGCAGGUGACUCAGCUUAAUGUGGACCACACUACGGAGAAUGAGGAUGAACUUUUUCGCUUCUCCCAGCUGGGUUUGGAUGCAGGGAAAAUAAAGCAAGUGGGAACUAUUCGUGGGCAGGAAAGCACUCGGCGCAUUGGAGAUUACAAAGUCAAAUACGGCUAUACUGAUAUUGAACUGCUCAGUGCUGCUAAAUCUAAGCCCAUCAUAGCAGAGCCUGAGAUCCAUGGAGGGCACUCACUGGAUGGGGUGACUGGCUUCUUGGUCCUCAUGUCUGAAGGGCUCUACAAAGCGCUGGAGGCAGCUCACGGGCCUGGGCAGGCCAACCAGGAAAUUGCAGCCAUGAUAGCCACAGAGUUUGCCAAGCAGACGUCGCUGGAUGCCGUGGCGCAAGCAGUAGUGGACCGGGUUAAGCGGAUCCACUGCGACACUUUUGCCAGUGGUGGGGAAAGGUCCAAGUUCUGUCCCAGGCAUGAAGACAUGACGCUGCUUGUGAGGAAUUUUGGGUACCCCCUGGGUGAGAUGAGCCAGCCCACGCUGACACCAACGCAAGGAGGCCGUGUCUACCCAGUCUCAGUGCCGUAUUCCAGCUCCCAAAGCACAAGCAAGACGAGUGUCACGCUGUCUCUUGUCAUGCCUUCCCAGGGCCAGAUGGUCAAUGGUGCCCACAGCAGCUCAACUCUGGAUGAAGCCACCCCCACCCUCACAAACCAAAGCCCAACGGUGACCCUCCAGUCCACUAAUACUCACACGCAGAGCAGCAGCUCCAGUUCCGACGGGGGUCUCUUCCGCUCCCGACCCACCCACUCUCUCCAGCCAGAUGAAGAUGGGCGCGUGGAGCCCUACGUGGAUUUUGCGGAGUUUUACCGGCUUUGGAACAUGGACCAUGGUGAGCAGGGUGCCCUGACUGUGUCCUAACGUGGGAACUUGCCUCCUCCAGGCACCUUGCGCUCGGCCGCGUAAGCAAAGGCUGAGGCAAGACUGAGAGUGCUCCUCCGAAGGGCUGUGUUCUGCCAAGAGUUAACUCCUAUCUGGGACGUGCCGAACACUGGGCUGGGGGGCGCGAGCAGCGCUCCCCGCACACGUGCUGCCGGUGCCGUGCACCCCAUCCUCACCACCCUCCUUCCCUCGGAAGCCCUGUGAGUAGGAGGGGAAGGGGUCUUGAAUGCAACCCUCGCUGCAGUUUGGUUUUUUUUUUUUUUUCAAAAAUAAAGUUGCAGAGAGGGCUCCCUCUGGAUAACGCGAGAGUAGGGGCCUGUACAAAGGCUGUGUGUGUGUGUGUGCGCGCGUGUGUGUAAGUGUACGCGUGUGUGCCUGCGUGUGUGUGUGCUGUCAUAAUGUUUCCACAACUCGAUUCAUAAUGCUGUGAUUCCAGUGUUCAACUCCAUAGAAGAUACCUCUAUUUUGCAGAAUAAAUAACUUAUAGCUACA